This is a messenger RNA of Eucalyptus grandis, 1848 nucleotides long. RefSeq names its product E3 ubiquitin-protein ligase SINAT2-like. The transcript is spliced from 4 exons. The record is from RefSeq and is a predicted model, not a curated record. Gene Ontology annotation, molecular function: ubiquitin protein ligase activity; zinc ion binding; protein binding. Bases 655 to 1584 code for a protein of 309 amino acids. Gene Ontology annotation, cellular component: cytoplasm. NCBI's taxonomy places the organism in Eukaryota, Viridiplantae, Streptophyta, Magnoliopsida, Myrtales, Myrtaceae. Gene Ontology annotation, biological process: multicellular organism development; ubiquitin-dependent protein catabolic process.
CCAGAGACCGCCACAACAACACACCAGACCCGAGCGUAUCUCUCCCCCAUUAAUUCCACUGUCGAUAGUGCAAACCUCCUCUCUCUCUCUCUCUCUGUACGCGAGAGUUCAAAAGCACCAACCGACCGACGAUCUCCCCCAUUUUCCAAAAUCCGACAGGUGUGGCGACGCGACUCGAGGGAGCUUCAAUCAGAGACCCCGUCUCCCCCGAUCCUUCGUCGCUCCCGCACAGCUCUCUCUCCAUUUCGCGACACCCCAUUCCCCACCCCCACGAAUCGUCCGGCUCUCGCGGCCGUCCGUCGCUCCCCCGUCGUCCCGUUCUUCGGCUUUUCUUCCUCCUCCCCCCACCUUUUUUUUGCGGCCUCUCCCGUGGCGGUACGGCGAUCGAUCGCCCGCGAGCCCGAGAUGAUCGAGGCCUCGCCGGGCCGUUCCGAGCUCUCGGCGCCUCGCGGGUCUCUUGCGGCGCUCCUCGUUUCCGCCCGCUUCGUCGGCAGCGACUGCGACGGACGACGUGCCGGGGUUGUUCUCGUCGAGGGCUAAUUCAUCUGUGACAUAAGCUAGUAGAGCAUAUUGGAUACAUAAAGAGCAAGAUUGAGCGAGUGGGAAAGGGGGUAGGGUGCUAUUUUUGAAGUGUGGCCACAGCUACUAGAGGACAUGAGUAAUAUGCUUGGCUCCCAGAUUUCAUUUACUGAUUAUGAAACCACAUCAUCAGAGUUGCUGUCGAGAAGGUCCAAUUGUGGAAAAGUUGCCACAAGCAUGGGAGGAAGUGCCUGGUCACCCUUAAAUGAGGAUGUGCAUGAUCUACUUGAAUGUCCCGUUUGUAUGAAUUUAAUGUACCCUCCCAUUUACCAGUGUCCGAAUGGCCACACUCUAUGUUCAAGCUGCAAGACCAAACUCGAGAACCUAUGUCCAACUUGUCGCCAUGAGCUUGGAGAUAUACGAUGCUUGGUGCUAGAAAAAGUUGCAGAAUCCCUAGAACUCCCAUGCAGAUUUCAGCUUCUGGGUUGUAGGGGCAUAUUUCCGUACUACAGUAAGCUUAAGCAUGAAAAGAACUGCAAACACCGUCCCUAUGCUUGCCCUUAUGCUGGAGCCGAUUGUUCUUUUACUGGUGAUAUUCCACGUCUUGUCAUGCAUCUUAGGGAUGACCACAAUGUUGACAUGCAUGAUGGAUGUACCUUCAACCACAGAUAUGUCAAAUCCAAUCCACGAGAUGUCGAGAAUGCUACAUGGAUGUUGACUAUCUUCAACUGUUUCGGUCGACAAUUUUGCUUGCACUUCGAGGCUUUUCUGCUUGAGAUGGCUCCUGUUUAUAUGGCCUUUCUACGUUUUAUGGGCAACGAGGAGGAAGCAAGGCAGUUCAGCUACAGCCUUGAAGUCGGGGGGAAUGGCAGGAGGUUAAUAUGGCAAGGCAUUCCGAGGAGCAUCCGAGAUAGCCAUAGGAAAGUCCGAGAUAGUCAGGAUGGUCUAAUAAUCCCAAGAAUCUUGGCACUGUCCUUCUCCGGUGGUAAUGGACAGGAACUGAAGCUCAAGGUCGCCGGCCGCAUAUGGAAGAACAGUGAUAUAGAAGCUGGCUAUUUCUCAUGACUUGAAGCUUUCUUUGGUCGGUAAGAAAGGCUCACGAGUUUUCCACAAGCACGCACGUACACAAUUGGGAGCGGUUCUACUUAAUUCCACAGGAGAAAAACUUAGCUUAUUCGCGUUUUGGGUGUGUUGAUGCGUGAUGACUGUAACAUUAUUAUUUCGGGCUAAGCAACUAGUAUUUGAAGACUGGUGUUCAGACAAAUGACGUUCAGAAGAAUAGUUUCUUUGGAAUUGAAUCAAUUUCGGGACUCGGCAUUUCUCAGUCAA